CGUAGCACAGGGGCGCAGAGGACCAGAGCUGGACCGAGCGGUGCUCUGUGCGUAAUUCUGCGAAAUGCAUCAAACGUCGAGGAUGAUCCCCGCGCGCCCGCUGCUGCUGCUGCGGAUGUUUUGCAUCUGAUGAAGAUUUUUGUUCUUUUUGCCGCUCGUUCUUAUUUUGAUGCGCUCCCGUGGAUGAUGAAUAUGUUUAUUCUGGCGCUCUAGUGUAGUGCGUGAGUGGCGUGUGGCCGUCGGCGAGCAGGAGCUGUUGUCGGGGCUCAGUUGACAUGUGUUGCCCCUGAGCUCGACGGCGCCUCCCCCGGUGGUGUGGUGACAGGAUGCCGGUGCAGGCAGCCCAGUGGACAGAGUUCCUGUCCUGUCCCAUCUGCUACAAUGAGUUCGACAGCAGUGGCCACCAGCCCAUCAGCCUGGGCUGCUCCCACACGGUGUGCAAGACCUGCCUGCACAAACUGCACCGCAAAGCCUGCCCCUUCGACCAGACGCCAAUCAGCACCGACAUCGACCUGCUGCCGGUCAACUGUGCCCUGCUGCAGCUGGUCGGAGCUCAGAUCCCUGAUAUGCAGCCGGUGAGCCUGAGCGGCGCAGCAGAGGUGGAGAACUAUGAGAUCUGCAGGGUGUGUGUAGAAGAGCUGGCUCUCUACCUGAAACCUAUCAGCGGAGCAAAAGGUGUCGCGACCCUGAGUCCGAGUGUGCUCAGUCGGCCCAUGCAGAGGAAGCUGGUGACCCUGGUGAACUGCCAGCUGGUGGAGGAGGAGGGCCGUGUGCGGGCGGUGCGGGCGGGCCGGUCGCUGGGGGAGCGAACGGUGACCGAGCUCAUCCUGCAGCACCAGAACCCCCAGCAGCUCUCUGCCAACCUCUGGGCGGCGGUGCGGGCGCGGGGAUGUCAGUUCCUGGGACCUGCGAUGCAAGAAGAUGCACUGAAGCUGGUUUUACUGGCUCUGGAGGACGGCUCGGCUCUGUCCAGGAAGGUGCUGGUUUUGUUCGUCGUCCAGAAGCUCGAGGCUCGGUUCCCCCAGGCCUCCAAAACCAGCAUAGGCCACGUGGUGCAGCUGCUCUACAGGGCCUCCUGCUUCAAGGUGACUAAGCGUGAUGAGGACUCUUCACUGAUGCAGCUGAAGGAAGAGUUUCGCACAUACGAGGCCCUCAGGCGGGAGCACGAUGCCCAGAUUGUCCACAUCGCCAUGGAGGCGGGCCUACGGAUCUCACCGGAGCAGUGGUCGUCUCUGUUGUACGGAGACCUGGUCCACAAGUCUCAUAUGCAGUCCAUCAUUGACAAGCUGCAGUCUCCAGAGUCGUUUGCAAAGAGCGUCCAGGAGCUGACGAUCGUCCUGCAGAGGACAGGAGACCCGGCCAACCUCACAAGCCUUAGACAGCACCUCGAGCUGCUGGCCGACAUAGACCACAACCCAGACGCCCCAGCACCAUCAUGGGAGGAGCUGGAAAGCGUGAUGUUGGCUGUGAAGUUGGUGGUUCACGGACUGGUGGAAUUCAUACAGAACUUCAGCAAGAAGAGCCACGACACGCCGCAGCCUCAAGCCAACAGCAAGUAUAAGACCAGCAUGUGCCGGGACCUCCGUCAGCAGGGCGGCUGUCCCCGAGGAACCAACUGUACAUUCGCGCACACACAGGAUGAACUGGAGAAAUUUAGACUGAGGAACAAGAAGAGCAACAGCGUGGGCCGUGCAUUUCCGUUGUCGCCGGGGGUUAUGGGUAAAACCUUCACGAUGGAGGGCAGCCUCCACGAGGACGUGUCGGCGGCAGUGGUUGAGGGGCUCAAAGGCACAGGGGACAAUACAACUACCCUGACAGACGGUGUUCCCGGCCUGACUCACCCGCAGUUUAUCACCAGAGGGGCUGACAUUAUCGAGGAAAUGAAGAGGGUGGUGCCAAAUGGAAGUAGUGGGGCGAACGGGUGCAACGGGCUGCCUGGUACCAGCAGAACCACGUCGGGUGCAACGGAACAGAAGUCCAUCUCUCCUCCCAGGACUCCAGUCAGCCACUCAGCAUCAUCUCCCCUGACCCCGGUCCCGCGGGGUGACUGUGGCGCUCAGAUACCCAAACACGGUCAGUUCAUGCUGCGUGCGCCACAUCCUUCACAGGCCACAGAGCUGUACUACCAGGAGCCCCACUCUGCUUAUGACACGGCCCAUUAUCAACAAAACUCAGGUUCUUACUACCCAUCUACUCUUCAUCAUCCUCACAAACCCUGCAUGGCUCGCUUCCUCAGGUCGUCCAAUGUCCCAGAAUCCCCUCUGCCGCCCUCCAUGGGCCCUCCACCGACUUCCUACCACAGUGACCCUCAACCGCCUCACCCACCCUCCUCCUCUUCCUCGGGGUACCCACCACACCCACCCAGAGAUCGGAUGGGUCCCACCUUCCAUCCCCACCCGGGGCAGCCCCAGUACGGGCCUCUGGCUCCUGCUCAUGGGGUUUAUGCUCCGCUCUAUGACAGCAGACGAGUGUGGAGGCCUCAGCUGUACCACAGAGAGGACGCCAGGAGUAACUCGCUGCCUCCAGAGGUGCUGCAUUCCUCCGUCUACCAGCCUCCACUCAGGGAGAGAUUCAACUCUCUGGACAGCAACUACUGCUCCGGAGCGGACCACCGCACAGGGCUACACAGGGAUUACAGUCGUGUUCCUCUGGGCUACGAGGAUCUGUUCAGGAGGAAGCAGGAACAGUGGGCGCACCAUCACCACCAUCACAACACCAACAGACCCUCCCAGUCCUCCCCCAUCUUCACCAUCGACUUUGGAACUGAGCAUUUGGAGAACAGCGGUGGCCAGUGUGCCGGUUGCCGGUUCAGAGGCGAGGAAAGCUUAGCCCACUACUCCCCGUGGUCCUGUGGCACCAUCGGCCCCUGCCUCAGUCCCUUUGAGCCUGAGACACUGACGCACAGCUCAGCUCACUCGUGCUCGGAGCACCCGGAGUUGGAGGCUAACGGAGGCAGAGGAGGUGGUGGUGGCGGCGGUGGCAGCAGCAGCAGUAGUGUCGGGAAGCGGUGGCUUCAUUCGUUGGAUCACUACCGGCGCUUAAAAGACGAGGACCCCAUCAUUCCCUUCAGCGAGGGGCCCAUCAUCUCCAAGUGGGGGGCCAUAUCCAGGGCGUCACGCACGGGCUUCCACACCACCGACCCGGUUCAAGCCACGGCCUGCCACAGAAGCUCCAGCACCACACCCAUCAACUUUAAAGAUUAUAACCAACACAUGGAUCACAGUGACUACAGGUGGGGGUCCAGAGGAUCAGACUCUUCCAGCCACUCCAGUUUUCUCGAAAGCGAGCAGCUUUGUGCGUCGGAGCUUCACGGCCGGCGGACGUCCAUUAGCAGUGGAGAGAGAAUCGUGAGCUGUACUCUGCAGGCGCAUCACGCCGUCUACAGCCAGGACCGGGAGCGAGCCGAGAGCGAGCCGGACCCGGGCCGAGACAUCGAGCUGGAGCUGUGCGCUCUGGACAUGGAGGAUUCAGACCCCCAGGAGAGAAGGUCUCAGGAGUCUUUAGACCUGAUUCAUUCUCCGUCGCAGGAUGCUUCCCACCUCCUGCCACCUCCCUGCUCCUCUCCCCUCCGCUCAUCCCCUGUGAAGGAACACCCCCGCACAGAGAGUUCUCUGACAGAGAAGAUGGAUGCUCAUUUACUGAAAAAGAUGGCCUUCAGAAAGUCUCUGUCUCCCAGCGGGUUGGUCUCGAGGGGUCUUGGCGUCGGCAAGCUGGUGCUGCGGACCGGUCCCCCUCGACUGGGGGACACGUCCACGCCCGGCACAGAGAUGCUGCUGAAUGGAAGCUAAAGGGACACAAAGUCAGACAGUGGGACACGUACUGUGUUUGGCGCUGAGCUGCCAGCACACAAACAGAUCCUGUUGGAAGGCAGUUCCAUUGAAUUCCAGCCUUCAUAUAUGUAAAUCGUGUUCCUAAAUAAAACCUGACAGAUACAGCUGGGCAGUGUGUGACAGGCCCGCGAGGCUCCCGAGAAAAUCCACUGUCCUGUCUGCUAAGUGGUAAUUUUUACUACUGUAUUUACCACAGAGAAUUUAGUGAAAUCACUGUUAAUGCUCUGUAAGGUCCACGAUCAGAGGUUUACACAUUAUCCAGUUUCUUAAGGCCACUUUUUCAUUUUACUUGAGGAUUUCUUUGCUAAAACACUGGUUUAUAAUCAAACUCCCGAUAAUUAUCCAAGCAAAACAUUAUCCCAACUUUUGCAUUAUUCAUCCCUUUUUGUGGCCUCAUGGACAUGUAACACAUUUUUCCCAAUGUCUCGUUACAUGUUAAUGAAUUUGUUGAGUCCGCUGGUUUCGUUUGAAGGCUCUGUUGUGUUGCUGCGUAACAUUAACAUAAGUAUUUCCUGAAACAGAGAGAAAAGUGCAAUAACACUGAGAACAAAAACUGGACAGGCCGGUCUUACCCUCCUAUAAAAUAGAACGAAAAUUUGCCCACAACAGAAGUUUCCACUGUGGCGACAGUGAAACGAGCCUCUGUCUUUUGUGAGUCAUAUGAUCUUGUAAACGUUGACCUCCGAAUUCCCUCGACUGUCACGAGAUCACAGAGCACAACGACACAGUCAUAAAGAGAAUUUGUUAAUGAUCCUUGAUCAGUGAAAGUCACGAGGGAGCAACAUAGUAAAGAUAUUGUUUUUUGUUGUUUUAUAUCCCUAUUUAUUAUAAACCCUCAACAUAUUCCCUUAGUUCGCACUUGUUGCGUAACUAAAGGCAACACAAAGCAAUUCUUGUUUUGAUGUAGCUGCAUUUUGUCUAAUUUAGUGGAUUUCUCUGCACGCCACAUAAACUCACAGUCCAUCUCUCUCACGCACACAAAUAAUAGAUGUGUGCUCACUCCUUCAUGCACACACAUACAUGCAAUACAGUGGCCUUCCUGUCCCUGGUGUUGUAUGAAACUCAACUUUGGGCUCUUCAUAUUCUCCUGUCAGAGGCAUGAUCUCAGAAAAUGACCACUGGACAUCACAUUUCUAUUUGACCACAGCUAUUUAGGUCCCACAACAUUUAGACACACUCAAAUAUUCAGAUGAGGGUGUAAUAUUUUUCAAGCCGAAAGCAAAGUGAGGGACGCCAUUCCAUUUAGCGUUUCUUCGUGGGGGUUAAAGAUUUUGUUUUGUUUUGUUUGAGGCGUUGCUAACUUCCGUGAAGUUGUCCGAUCUUUGUUACUGUCGUUCGUCAAGUUUCUCAUUCGCAACAAAAAGAUCACGUCGUCUCGAGCUCCUCUGCACCCUCCCGUAAUCAGAUGUGCACCUUAAACCACCCAAGUCUAGUUCACAGUAACGUUGUGUGAUUUCCAUACAGACCAGCCUUGCCUCGCUCCCCUUUUUUUUAUAAAUAUGAGGCUUCUUGUUGCAUUAGUCCAUCUUAUAUAUUUAUAUACUGGAUUCACGGACUGGAGACUCCACUGAGUUUGUUUCCACCUCUUCUAAAUCUUAUGAGAUUUGUCUAGAAACAAAUCUCUGUAUCUUUCACCAUCCCUCUUCGAUGAAAUGUUGAUCAUGAGAAGCCAAGCCCUUCAAGUGAGAUCUUAAAUCCAGUUUUAGAGGAUGGCAGAAUGGCUGUACAUCUGAGGAAAGGUUUUGGGACCUUUGGUGGAAGGUUUCUGUCUUAGCUCCCGCCCGACUGCUGAGACAGGCGGGUGAAGAAAGUGAAUACCAGGACUGAACGAUCCAGUCUGACUCGAUGUGAUGAGGCUUUUUUUUUCCUGUUCAUUUCUGACCACACAAAGGCGAGAGCUGCCGCGGGGAUUCAGCCGCUCCAAUCCACAAAGAUAAGCCUCAGCUAAACUGUCACUCUGCAUCUGUUUACAAUUUCCCCUUCGAGGUCAUGUAAGUGCCAUGUUAUGUACAGUAUAGUACAGUGCAAUCAAUCCCUGCAAUCUCUCCUGUUUGCUUUUCAUAUUGCCCAGCUGUGGUGGUGGGGGGGGGGGGGGGGGUCGAGCUGAGGAAUGAUUGACCCUCCUCUCGCAGUUCCGAUUUGUCUCCAUUAGAGGAGGCCACAUCCUCGUCAGUGCGAGUCGCUCAGGGAAGACUUCAGUUGCUCAGCUGGUAGUUUGGCUUUUUGUCUCUUAAAGUCAUCACUUUAAAUAUUCAGUGGGGGUGUUUAGCGGCGGAUCAUUUCGCCCCCCCGAGGCAUAAAUGAGUCAAAGUGUUACCACUGAUAAUAUUGUUUGCCAGUGUUUGCUUUUGCCUCUUAGUAUCAAUAUUGGCUAUGCUAUACUUGCUCUCGUGGGAAAGGGCCGGGCACUGCUGUACGUAAAGAGAACAGUAUUGUGAGUACUGGUGAUACUCAGUGUUUCCUGCUGUAGUGGCUCAAACUGCACUGCACUGAUCUCCACCCCAUCACUGCCAACAGGUGCACUCUGCCCCCCCACUUUCCUGCAUCCGGCCUCAUGCAUGCGAUAUAGUCCCUCUUGUGAUGGCGGAUGAGUACUGAUGAUUCUGUAGUUGUGAUACAACACACCCAGCGCUGUAAGAAUUCUGCACAUGCCCACUGUGUGGCCACGUCAAGUGCUGAAGUUUGCUUGCGGCAUUUUACUCGUUUGCUCAUGAAACUGAAGUAUUGUUUAAUAGAGAUUAUAUUGUUAUUACUACGAUUAUUGCACCACAUUUGGUUGUUGUUGUGGUAUUUUUUUCUUUCCUUUAUUAGUAUAUUCAAAGUCUUUGCUUCUUUGUUUUGGAUAUUGAGAAUUUGCUAAAAUGGAAAAAAAGGAGGAAAUUUUGUAUUAGACGAGAAGGUGUCUCAUCAAUAUAUAUUAUAUGGAGAAAAAGUAAAAAAGCUUGUUUGUUGAUCGUGAAACUUAUGAUGAACUGAUGUUUUCUGACUAUUCAUGUCUGUAUUAGACAUUUUAUUUGCAAAUCUAUUGUUCGAUUGACCUGUAUAUGAACUAUUAAGAGAUGGUACACAUCUGUCAUUGUAUACAGUCUGGCACCAUCAUUAGAUGGACUUAAAUAGUAUAGACGCUCAUUUAUACGACCUGUGAUAAUCAUCUAUAUUUAAAUGUUUGAGUCAUUGGGGCAGCUGUGUAAUGUUUCAGAAUGAGGAGAAUAAAAACCCUUGAAGAGACAGCAUAUCUAAAAUGUCCCCAUAAUGAAUAAUACUGUUACGUAUUCCAUUUAUUUCCUUGGAAAUAUCACAUUGUGAAAGGUUUCCCUUUUACUUAACUGUUCGGUAACGCAGGACUGGAGUAGGUCGAACCUAUGGUGAUGACGAUUUUCUGUACAUGUUAUUGAUGAUUGAUGAAACUGUUUGAGUAUCGUUUGACUGACUGAUUCUUCUGUGCGUUUUCUGGCUCGUUCACUUGUAUGACACUGACGUAUACAGACAGCUUGGCCGAGCAGCGCUCUGCUUCUCUGUUGCACUGAGAGAUUGGAUUUACAAAAAGCAGGAAUUUGCAUGCUACAAUAAACCGAGAACAAAUAACGCC
Molecule: messenger RNA, 7419 nt
Organism: Platichthys flesus (European flounder)
Lineage: Eukaryota; Metazoa; Chordata; Actinopteri; Pleuronectiformes; Pleuronectidae
Gene: rc3h2
Product: ring finger and CCCH-type domains 2
Exons: 20
Coding region: 327-3788 (1153 amino acids)
Molecular function (GO): metal ion binding
Source: RefSeq, a predicted model, not a curated record